Messenger RNA from Bubalus bubalis (water buffalo), 5696 nucleotides. It is a transcript of the gene PTPRJ, whose product is annotated as protein tyrosine phosphatase receptor type J. The record is from RefSeq and is a predicted model, not a curated record. Gene Ontology annotation, biological process: angiogenesis; protein dephosphorylation. Gene Ontology annotation, molecular function: protein tyrosine phosphatase activity; cadherin binding. Lineage: Eukaryota; Metazoa; Chordata; Mammalia; Artiodactyla; Bovidae. The transcript is spliced from 25 exons. Bases 16 to 4212 code for a protein of 1398 amino acids.
UGCAGCCGGAGCCGCAUGACGCGCGGAGGAGGCAGCGGGAGCCGCCGGGGCCGCGGGAGCCGGGAUCCGGGCGCCGCGCGCCAGGGGUGGGCGCCGCUUGCUCCGCCCUGCGAAGCCCCUACGCGUCCGGGGACGUGUCCCCCCCGCCGCAGCCGCGCCGGGCUCCGCCGUGUGGCCGCCGCCGCCGCCGCUGCCAUGUCCCCGGGGAAGCCCGGGGCGGGCGGAGCGGGGACGAGGCGGACCGGCGGGAGGAGGCGGAGGCGGAGGCGGCGGCUAGAGGCGGUGACUCAGGCGCCGGGGCUCGGGCGCACGGCGGGGCCCGGCUCGCGCGUCCCGGGCACGUUCCAGGGCGCGCGGGGCAUGAAGCCGGCGGCUCGGGAGGCGCGGCCGCCUCCGCGCUCGCCCGGGCUGCGCUGGGCGCUGCCGCCGCUGCUGCUGCUGUUGCCCUUGGGCCAGAUCCUGUGCGCAGGUGACUGUGGCACCAACUGCAAUGUGACUACAUUCUCAUCUAUAGCCAGUAAGAGUCCAUGGACCGCAGCCCCAGAAAACCUUUUAACAACUGUAAUGCAUUCGAAUGGCCAGUUUACUCAGGCAGACAGUAGGACAUUUUCACCCCUGGAUCCUGAAUCCAGUCCUGUGAAAGCGGUUACCAUCAGUCCAUCCAGUGUGACCCCAACUUGGAAAAACAACACAACGGCUUCUGAUUCCAUGGGUGGCAUAAAGAGUACGAAUGAGAAUCUGCAGAUGGGCUUUGCAAAUCAGACAGGUGAUAACAGCACGGAUUCGGGGCCAGGAAGCAACGGGACUUCAGGAGAUGCCACAGUAGAACCUCAUCCAGUAAUGGAUCUGCGUGCUGCCUUCGUGGGUGUGACGCACGUGACUCUUACCUGGAAGAAUGAUAACAUCACGGACACCUGCCGGAUGCUCCUUGAAGGAAGCCAGGAGUCGACUAAAAACUUAAUGGUCAAUAUUUUUGACCUGAAGCCGGGGAGUCAGUACACGGUCACCCUGUAUCCUUUAGGAUCAAAUGAGACCCAGGGAAGCCCCCUGUCGACAGAAAAUGGCUUGGAUGCCGGCAACACAGACAGCUUGCCUGGGGGUCCCACGGCCCCUGGGUCCAAAUACCGACUGGAACGUGCCGGCCCGUCCUCUGACGCUUCUCUGGCCCAGGACACCGUGGAAGUCUUGCUUCUCAGGUUAAAGCCUGACACACAGUACAAGGCCACAGUCUAUCCCCAGGCUGGGGUUAACGGUGCCGAAGGACAGCCCCAGGCUACAGAGUUCAAAACAAAUCCCAGUCAGGUUUUUGACAUCAAAGUUGUGAACAUCAGCGCCACCAGCUUGACCAUGACCUGGAAGAUCAAUGAUAAUGAGUCAUCUUCAGUCUAUACCUACAGGAUACAAGUUGUGGAUGAGACCGAUUCCUUCAAUCUCACCGUCAAUGAGACUCAUGCCAUCAUCACUGAACUGAGCUCAGGCACCUUGUACAACAUCACGGUGUAUCCUUUCCUUGAUGACGGUUCCGAGGGCACGCCGGGCUUCAUCCAAGUUUACACCCCCCCCAGUCCAGUUUCUGACUUUAGAGUGACAAGUAUCAGCACAAGGGAAGUCGGCUUAGCAUGGAACAGCAACGACACUCAUUCCUUUGAGAUACAUAUCACACCUCACGAAGCUGGAGAACCUCGACUCAUCACCACCACCGAACAGAGCACUGUCAUUGGUGGCUUAUACCCUGGAACCAUGUAUCGUUUUGACAUAUAUCCACAAGGACCAAAUGGGACUAAAGGGGAUUCCCAAACAGUUUCCACUACAACUGACCACAGUGCAGUGUUUGACAUCCGUGUUGUUAACGUCACCACCACCGACAUGCAGCUGGCGUGGCAGAACACAGACAACGCUUCCGGGUACAUCUACAGCGUAGAAAUACAGUCUGAACACAGCUCUGAUUGGAAGAACAGUUCUCACACGGAGAUCGCAUUCCACGGCCUGACCCCGGGCACCUUAUACAAGAUCACAGUCACCCCCCAGAUGGACUUUGUCCAGGGGCUGGCCAACUCCACCCUACAGUACACACGGCCCAGCAAGGUGUCCAGCAUUGAGAUAACGACCAAUACCACAGCAGCAACCUUAAAUUGGCAGAAUGUUGAUGAAGCCUCUUCAAACUACACCUACUGCCUUCUUAUUAGGCAGGACGGAAGUUCCAGCAACUUCCCGCCAAUAGUCACAGACGUCGGCGUUACCCAUGCUACGGUCACCAACUUAAUACCUGGUUCCUCCUACACCGUAGAGAUCUUCACGCGGGUGGUGGAUGUCAAGUCACUUGGGCCCAGCAGGCAGUCAUUCUGUACAGACCCUGAGUCGGUGGCCUCCUUCGACUGUGAAGCAGUCCCCAAGAAGGCCACCUUGGUCCUUAGGUGGGCCUGCCCUUUAGGUACCAGCACAAAGUUUGAGCUGGAGGUCAGCCAUGGAUACUGGAAAAAUAAAACGACCUUGGAGGGCUGCUCCUUGAACAACGGCCCUGAGUUCAUGACGGAAGUCACGCAUUUGAAUUUUUCUACCUUGUAUGACAUCAGCAUCGCUACCUGCUCCUGUAACAAGACGGCACCGCCCGCCCAAAACACCUGCCUCUCUGGCAUCACAGACCCCCCUCUUCCAGAUGGGUCCCCUAAUAUCACAUCUGUCAGUCACAAUUCGGUGAAGGUCAAGUUCAGUGGGUUCGAAGCCAGCCAUGGACCUAUCAAAGCCUACGCGCUCGUUCUCACCACUGUGGAUGCUAUUCCACCAUCGGCAGAUGUUUUGAGAUUCACAUAUGAUGACUUCAAAAGAGGGGCCUCGAAUACUUAUGUGACAUACCUCAUAACGACAGAAGCAAAGAGACGUGCUCAGGGCUUGUCUGAAGUCUUGAAAUAUGAAGUUGAUGUUGGCAAUGAGUCCAUCACGCAUGGCUACUACAACGGGAAGCUGGAACCCCUGGGCUCCUAUCGGGCUUGUGUGGCCGGCUUCACCAAUAUUGCCUUCAACCCUCGCAACGAGGGACUCAUAGACGGGAACGAGAGCUACGUGUCCUUCAGUCCCUGUUCAGAGGCCAUUUUCUUGCCGCAGGAUCCAGGUGUCAUCUGUGGAGCAGUCUUUGGAUGUAUCUUUGGUGCCUUGGUCAUCGUGGCCGUGGGAGGCUUCAUCUUCUGGAGGAGGAGAAGGAAAGGUGUAAAGAACAAUGACGUGACCUUUUCUCAAAUUAAACCUAAAAAAUCCAAGUUAAUCAAAGUGGAGAAUUUUGAGGCCUACUUCAAGAAACAGCAAGCUGACUCCAACUGUGGGUUUGCAGAAGAAUAUGAAGAUCUGAAGCUUGUUGGAAUUAACCUACCUAAAUAUGCAGCUGAACUGGCUGAGAACAGAGGAAAGAAUCGCUAUAACAACGUUCUGCCCUAUGACAUUUCCCGUGUCAAACUUUCAGUUCAGACCCAUUCGACUGACGACUACAUCAACGCCAACUACAUGCCUGGCUACCAUUCCAAAGAAGAUUUCAUUGCCACGCAAGGACCUUUACCCAACACUCUGAAAGAUUUUUGGCGUAUGGUUUGGGAGAAAAAUGUCUAUGCCAUUGUCAUGCUGACCAAAUGUGUUGAACAGGGAAGGACCAAAUGUGAGGAGUACUGGCCCUCCAAGCAGGCUCAGGACUAUGGGGACAUAACUGUGGCAAUGACGUCCGAAAUUGUUCUUCCAGAAUGGACCAUCAGAGACUUCACAGUGAAAAAUACUCCAACAAGUGAGAGUCACCCUCUGCGUCAGUUCCAUUUCACCUCCUGGCCUGACCAUGGUGUUCCUGACACCACUGAUCUACUCAUCAACUUCCGCUACCUUGUUCGUGACUACAUGAAGCAGAGCCCUCCUGAUUCGCCGAUACUGGUGCAUUGCAGUGCCGGGGUGGGAAGGACGGGCACUUUCGUGGCCAUCGAUCGUCUUAUCUAUCAGAUAGAGAACGAGAACACUGUGGACGUGUACGGCAUUGUGUACGACCUUCGCAUGCACAGGCCUUUAAUGGUGCAAACAGAGGACCAGUAUGUUUUCCUCAAUCAGUGUGUUUUGGAUAUUAUCAGAUCCCAGAAGGACUCAAAGGUGGAUCUUAUCUACCAGAACACAACUGCAAUGACAAUCUAUGAGAACCUUUCACCCAUAACCACGUUUGGAAAGACAAAUGGUUACAUUGCCUAAUUCCAAAGGAAAACCUUUCUGGAGUUAACCAGACCGUCACACCCACAGCGAAGGAAAAUGCCCCGAUGUUGACAUGUUUUUAUAUGUCUAAUAUCCUAAUUCUUUGUUCUGUUUUGUUAGAACUAAUUUGAGAGUGUGAAGCUGCACAUGUAAAGCAUGAGAAAUGAGAGGCUGGGGCUAUCAGGGGCUGUGGAUGGCUGGCGAGCAAAUCAACUACAUUCCUGAUUACCAAUGGGAUGAGUUCACUUUUUUUUUUUUUUCUCUUGAGAAUUACAGAAUACCAGGAAAAGUGAGCUAUGAUUUUUUUUUUCUUUUACAAGACAUUUUUUUUUAAAAAGACUAUUUUAUAUGAUUCACACGCUAAAGCCAGGAUUGUGUUGGGUUGAAUAUAUUUUAAGUAUCAGAGGUCUAUUUUUACCUACUGUAUCUUGGAAUCUAGCUGAUGGAAAAUACAUAAUUGUGGAUGAUUAUCACGUAGGGAGGGGUAUGUGGUACCUCUUCCGCCUGUGUUUUCUAUUUGAACAUGUGCCUUUUCUGAAUUAUGCUUCCACAGGCAAAACUCAGUAGAUAUCUCUAUUUUUGUACUGAAUCUCAUAAUUGGACUAUGUGGAAUAUUUAAACAGUAGUUUAGUAUUGGAGGUUCAGCCUUCUCAGUAACAUUCCUGUUCUCAUUUGAUUAGAGAAGAUCUCGCCUCCACCCCCCACUUUCCCCAUCUCCUGUUUUGUGCUCUAUUUUUUCGUUCCUUUUCCCUUCCUAUUUUUCCCCAAAGACAUUUCUGAUGACCACGCUUUCUGCCCACUGGUUGAGCAAGAGUGGAAACUAAAUUAUCAUCUUGAAAAUUUUGGGGGUGGGAGUCGGGUGAGCAGAGGAACCAACCCUUCAGUGACACAAUAAUCUUUUAUUGUCCCUGUUUUAUCUUUUUUUCUUUCUCAUUUCUGUGUUUGGUAAGAAGGAUUAUUUAAAGGUGCAAUAUGUGACUUAGUGAUUCAUGAUGCUCUAGGUUUUUAGUAACGUUUUACUCAGGUUGGCAUUUUAUGUGUCUCUGUGUGUCUGUGUAUGUGUGUGUGUGUGUGUUUCUAAAAGUGUGGCAGUCUGUGAACACUUCCAUGUGAAAACGGUGUCAGAUGAAUCCCUUCUUAAAGUCUACUGGCUUUGGUCUGUACGUGCAGUGACGCAUAUCCAUAUCUACUGUAUAUAUAUAUACUAAACUCUUAGAACAGGCAUUCCUUGAAAUUGAGGUGUACAAAGUUUGAAUUUGUAUCAAAGAUGUAAUUAUUAUUUUUAAAACCUCUUUUUCACUAUACUGCUGCUGUAAUUACUUUGAUUUUUUUAAAAAAAAUGUAGAUUAAUUUUUUGUUUAUUGUUGUUUGGCUUUCAGGUGUGUAUCCACUGAGAGUUUCCAAAUCUAUGUGGAUUUAUUUUAUUGGUACAUAAUCUGUAAACUUCUCAAGGCAUUAAUUAACACGAAAGGAUUUGUUUCUUU